AAAUUAAAAAUGCGAUUGAUGGUCGACAGGGUUUUUGUGUCAUUCAAGACAAGCUCAAAUGAUCCAAUCAUGGACAGGGAUCUGGCUGAUGAUAACAAGUUACCAGAAAAACUGGAUGCUGAUGGCAAUACUCAAGAUAUGUUGAGAUAUGUUUCUGCUAAAAUAAAACAUGCCUUGUGAUGUUGACUUUUGCUGUUCUUACGACAAAUAUAAGUGAUUUUGAGACCUUCUUGAGUAAAAAUGCUAAUAUAGAGAAGAUUGUUGUAGACAGCCUUCCUUAUAGCAAUAAAGUAGCUAUAUUUGAUAGGAACGAGCUCCUGAACGACCCACAGAAGAUACAACAAGUGCAGAACGGAUUUUGAGCAAAGGUCAAAAUAGGGCGAUUUCUCAACACUGUAUUAUAAAGAUUAUAGUCAGUAAUCAGAAUGAUAUAGUUACUCUUAUCUACCAAAAUAAAGAUAUCGCUG
Molecule: messenger RNA, 467 nt
Organism: Gilbertella persicaria
Lineage: Eukaryota; Fungi; Mucoromycota; Mucoromycetes; Mucorales; Choanephoraceae
Exons: 3
Coding region: 180-362 (60 amino acids)
Source: RefSeq, a predicted model, not a curated record